AUGCCAGCAAAGGGAUCCCGCGGCCGGUCGGUGCUUCGUUCAUCAACAAUCAGUGAUCCACCUCUGGUAGAGCCACCUAGCACCAGGUGUAAACGUAAACAAACUAACGUGGCAGAGGGUGAAAAUAAUAAUGAUAUAGUACCUUCAAGAAAGAAAACGAAACGUACUACAGCUGAUUUUGCAAGCUUGUUUUCUGAAGAAGAUCAUGCAAAAGGUGUCGUUGAAGACGUCAGUGUUGUUGGACCGAAAACAUCUCGGACCCGUCUCCUGGAGCUGCUUGAAAAAAGGAUCUCAAAAAAGGAAAGAAGACUCUCGAGUAAAGCGCCUCAAAAAACUCCCAAUCCGAAUUCACCAACAGCUCAUGUUGAAGGCAUUAAAGGUUUCAUUUGCUCUCAAAAAACUCCCAGUCCGGAUGCACCAAUAGCUCAUGUUGAAGGCCGAAGUCUUGAUUGUUCAACGUCUGAAGAGGCUGGUACAUCGGAUCCUCAGGAAAUAGACUAUCAAAUCUAUAGCAACAAAGUUCUGGAGAAGAUGCUGCAAGAAGUGGGUUUGGACACGUUUGGAAUGGAUAAAUUGAAACUAGUUGAAAAUUGUAAGGUCUAUCACGAAUUGAUCAUACCCCCCGUAACUUGUGAUCUAGAAGAUCCGGUGGCAUCUACGUCAACAGCUCAAAAGGAAUCAGAUGCCACGCAAAGGAGUUUCACCUUUUCAACGACAUCAAAGGAAGUGCUUGAAUGGGGAUCAAGGUACGGAAGAAACGACAAAGAGCCCUCGCCAAAAUCUCUACCGAGUUUAGAACACGGGACACUUCUGUUCCCUCGACCCCGACCAACGGACUUGUCACGAUCCAAUUCAAUGCAGUCAAAGUCAAAAAAGGGAAAAGAGAAGGAGUGCAGAGAGUCUGACAGUGACUAUAUUCCUGAAGAUGAAGAAUUGUUCAAUCAUCAAGAUCUCGAGUUUGAGCAGACUGAAAAUCACAGAUCAAAAGUUAUGCAACCUGGAAUGGUGUCGGAUGACGAGGCACUUCUCAAAGAUGAAGAAUUGUUCAAUCAUCAAGACCUUGAGUUCGAGCACAUCGAAAAUCACAGAUCAGAAGGUAUGCAAUCUGGAAUGGUGUCGGAUGAUGAGGCACUUCCAAAAGAAUCCGCGCUGUCUAACAAAGAGCUCACAAGGUUAUGGAAAGAAACCAAAGUGUCGCUGAUCAAGGCGAACAAAAGGAUUGAAAAACUCGAAUGCGAACUGAAGAGCUUGUCAGAGGCUGUAAUGACAUCUGUUGGUAAUCGCAAUUCAGGCAAUAUCAAUGGUCAGGCACGCGGAGGACGCACCGCUCGACCGACCAAGAGCAGGAAGCAUGGAAUUGCGAAAUAG
This is a messenger RNA of Melampsora larici-populina 98AG31, 1368 nucleotides long. RefSeq lists its product as uncharacterized. The coding region runs from base 1 to 1368 and encodes 455 amino acids. The record is from RefSeq and is a predicted model, not a curated record. NCBI's taxonomy places the organism in Eukaryota, Fungi, Basidiomycota, Pucciniomycetes, Pucciniales, Melampsoraceae. The transcript is spliced from 7 exons.